UUUACUUCUUAACUAACCCAUGACAACAAAACAUCGUGGAAAAGAAACAUAUCACAGCCGUAGUCAAAAGCGCAACCAACUCUUAUUAAACUGGCAGGACCAUAAACAAGCUGAAAAUGGCGUUGCCCUUUUUGCCUGGUAACAACUUCAAAGAUCCCACAAAAACCAGAUACCACAGAUCACAAACUUUAGGCUAUAAAAAUGGAUACACAGUUCCUGUUAUGCCACCUCUGAAUCCCUUAACUGAAGAUGAACUAGAUGCUCUUGCUAAUUUUAAGCCAUUACUAACCUAUGGUCAAGCCGUGCAAGCUCCACCAGAAGAUUUUAUUCCGGCACAUGUGGGAUUUGAUAAAAAAGUUCUUCUUUUUGAUGCUUAUUUUAAACAAACUGUACACGAAUCUCCAAACCAGUUUUACACGGUUCGGUCUGUAAAAAUAUAUUAUUACUUGGAAGAUGAUUCAAUAUCUGUUGUGGAACCUGUUAUAGAAAAUAGUGGUAUUCCUCAGGGUAAGUUGAUAAAAAGACAACGUCUACCAAAAAAUGAUCUUGGUGAUAAUUGGCACUGGAAAGAUUUCAAUAUUGGAGUUGAAUUGACGUUUUAUGGAAAGAAUUUCAUGGUUUAUGAUUGCAAUGAAUGGACAAAGGAAUUUAUGGCAAGCGAAGGUAUUCUACUUAACCCACCACAAAUUUGUCCAUCUGAUCCAUACAUUCAAUCGAGACAGCAGCCUCGGCAAACUUACAAAACUCCUUCUGAAUUUGAUAAACUAAAGAAGUUCAUUGAACUGGACCGAAAAGUUUUGCGUUUUUACUGCAUUUGGGAUGAUCGUGACAGCAUGUUUGGUGCAGUUAGACCAUGUGUUUUGCAUUAUUAUCUUGUUGAUGACACAAUGGAGAUAAGAGAAGCCCACACACCAAAUGAUGGUCAUGAUCCAUUCCCUGUUCUGAUUGGUCGCAUGAGAAUGCCUAUUGAUCGUGGAAGCCUGCCAACUUCGUUUCCUGCUGUCAAUAUGGAAAUAUCCGAACACGAAAUUAGCGAGUGGUUUGGUCCACAGCAUUUCAAACUGGGAGAAACGGUUUUCAUUUUGGGUCGUAGGUUCUUGCUGUAUGAUUGUGACGACUUUACAAAGCUGUAUUAUAACGCCAAAUACAAUGUUAGUGAUUUUACUCCUGUAGAUGUCUCACAGAGAAUACCCAACUUCGAUAAAAAGAUCUUACCACCGUAUAAUGGUUUUGGAUCAUUGGAAGAUUCUUUACAAUCAUGUUUAUCGCUGGUUCCACAACCACCAAAGAAAGACUUCAUAAAAAUGUUGGAAAACGACAACAAAGUUUUAAGAUAUGAAGCCAUUCUAGAAUCUGUUCGAGCUGAAGACAAACUUCGCCGCUUUAUUAUCUCCUAUCGGCUAGCUGAUGACAUGAUUACGGUAUACGAAAAAGCCCAGCGAAAUUCCGGUAUUAUCGGUGGCAAAUUUUUAGAACGAACUCGCGUAUGUAAACCAGGAUCGCAAAUAGACUCUCCAGAAUUUUACACGCCGGCUGAUUUCAGUGUGGGUGCUGUAGUGGAAAUUUUCAAGCAUAGGUUCAGGAUCACUGAUGCCGAUGAAUACGUGUUGACCUUCUUGGAAUCUUUUCCAGGUGAAUUUCCUGUUAGUACCAUCAAUUCUAUACGUGUAAAGCAUGGCAAAGAACCUUUAAAGGAAGCAGAUAUUAGUACUCACGGCAAUAAUGUCGUUAACACUACGUCAGAUAGCACCAAGAAAACAGAAACUCAAUGGAGGUACACUGGAGAUGGAACGGAGUAUAAAUGGAAAGUUUAGAUGGCGCUGAGUUAAAAAUAUUAUUGAUUGUUUGUAACUAAUGAAAAAUUAUUUAUGUAAUAUAUGUAUUUUUUUAAA
Hydractinia symbiolongicarpus is the source of this 1892-nucleotide messenger RNA. Its product is annotated as EF-hand domain-containing protein 1-like. The record is from RefSeq and is a predicted model, not a curated record. Gene Ontology annotation, molecular function: alpha-tubulin binding. Gene Ontology annotation, biological process: mitotic spindle organization; mitotic cytokinesis; cilium-dependent cell motility. Gene Ontology annotation, cellular component: axoneme; mitotic spindle. The coding region runs from base 117 to 1814 and encodes 565 amino acids. The transcript is spliced from 9 exons. Lineage: Eukaryota; Metazoa; Cnidaria; Hydrozoa; Anthoathecata; Hydractiniidae.